This is a messenger RNA of Frankliniella occidentalis (western flower thrips), 499 nucleotides long. Its product is annotated as pro-resilin-like. The transcript is spliced from 3 exons. The record is from RefSeq and is a predicted model, not a curated record. The annotation marks the transcript as partial. Lineage: Eukaryota; Metazoa; Arthropoda; Insecta; Thysanoptera; Thripidae.
GCGCCCCGCCACCCCCCGGAACACCCUACUCGCCUCUGCUGCCUCUCGUAGCGCCCCGCCCGGACCUGCUGCUGCUGCUGCUGCGGGUCGCAGCGCGACCGCGAGAAUAUGUGGCACUCCUACUCGGCGGCGAUCGCCCUGCUGCUGGUCCUCGCGGCUGCCAGCACACCUGGCCAUGCCAGUGGCAACCUGGGGAGCCUGUUCUCCAUGUUCAUGAAGGGGCUCGGUGGUGGCGGCGGCGGCGGUGGCAGCAGCAGCUACCUGCCCCCUGCCCAGAGCGCACCCCGCACGAGCUACGGGCCUCCAAGCCAGGCCAGGCCUCCCAGCACGAGCUACGGGGCCCCCAGCCAGUCUAGCUACCGCCCGCCCAGCUCUAGCUACGGAGCCCCCAGCCGUCCGUCGAGUGGUGGCAGCUCCGGCAACAGUUUAGGCGGCCUAAACUUAGGAAGCCUGUUUAGUAAAUUUAGCGGUGGAGGUGGCGGCGGCGGUGGAGGAAAGG